Molecule: messenger RNA, 630 nt
Organism: Emiliania huxleyi CCMP1516
Lineage: Eukaryota; Haptophyta; Isochrysidales; Noelaerhabdaceae
Exons: 3
Coding region: 1-630 (209 amino acids)
Source: RefSeq, a predicted model, not a curated record
AUGCUGCUCAAGCCUGCUCUUCUGCUGGUCUCGCUUCUCCCAGGCGUACGCGCCUUUGCCACGACGGCCUCGCCGCCAUCGCCUCCUUCCGCACCGCUCCCCGUGUGCUACUCGGAGAACGACCUCAGCGAAGCGGAGCAGGCGACGAUGGUCGAGCAGCAGACCCUCUACCUGUACAACGACACGACUCUGCCCGAGGACAAGAGCAACAUCUUCAACACGUACUUUGCCAGCGGGCUCAAGUGGAUGGACUCCUACAAGGACAAAUUCGACCCCGAGAUCUUCACCAUGCAGACGGUCGACUCGCUCACCAUGGGCAACGUCUUCCAACUCCCAACCACAUCCAACAAGCCCGAGGACGUGACUUUUGAAUUGCCGGCGCCCAGCGAGCUGACCGCACCCGAAUACAGCCUGAAAUACAUGCCGAUUCUCGACAUGGCGGCCCUCAUCAAGGCAAAAGUGGUCUCGUGCGUUCACGUCGUUGAUUACUUCACGGCUCGCCUCGUGGAGUUCGAGCCCUACCUGGCCAUCACCUCGCUCCUGCUCACCGAGACCGCGCGCGCCAAGGCUCUCGCGUACGACGCCAUGAUCGCAAACUCUACCUACCUCGGCCCGCUCAUUCCUCUCUGA